This is a messenger RNA of Tripterygium wilfordii, 1056 nucleotides long. RefSeq names its product transmembrane protein 18. The record is from RefSeq and is a predicted model, not a curated record. Bases 310 to 801 code for a protein of 163 amino acids. The transcript is spliced from 5 exons. Gene Ontology annotation, cellular component: nuclear membrane. NCBI's taxonomy places the organism in Eukaryota, Viridiplantae, Streptophyta, Magnoliopsida, Celastrales, Celastraceae.
CACAUUAUCUAACGAGUUCCAGUCUUCGUGAAGUAACGUACUUGGAGACGCUGAAUUUCACCUUCCUCCAAUUCACGAUCUCUCUGUGGGUGGCUUUCAUAUUCAGUAGAAGAACACAGAUCCUCCCGCAAUCCUCUCCAAUCGCGUCGUUCACCAAGAUAAUUUUUUUAAGAUCUUUUUGGAGGGUCUGGUGAACCAAAAGAGGUCUAGAAGAAUCAAGUGGUGGUCUUGGUGGGGCUUGUCCUCGUGUAGGUCUCUACAGUUGAAUCUAACCACUAUCAGAUCAUAACCAGCAAAGCAAAGGCAACAAUGGACGAGCUGAGAUCGGCUUUGGAAGAACACAUGAACCAAAUGGCUGAUCUAGUAGACAAAUUAUCCGUGGAGCUCCGCUCUGGCCUCAGACCUGCCUACGAGAACUUCAUUGGUUUUUUCCAUGCCAUUGACUGGAAGGAGCCUUGGUUAAUGAGCUUACUGGGUUUCCAUCUGGUGUUACUGAUAGUAACUAUAAUUUCAAGGAAGAAUACCAACUUCCAGAUGUUUUUAUUCCUUCUGUCAUUGGCUGGAGUAUAUCUUGCUGAGAGGCUCAAUGGUAUCCUGAGGGACAACUGGAGGAACUUUGCAACCCAGAAUUAUUUCGACCCACAAGGCGUUUUUCUCUCAGUUCUUUGGUCUGGACCUCUUCUAGUCAUUGCACUGAUAAUUUUGAUAAACACCCUCUUUUCCUUAUGUUACCUGAUUGUUAGAUGGAAGAGAGCUGAUUUAAGACACCGGGCAAGGCUUUCUCGUAACAAGCAGGAUUGACUCUCUAGCUAUACAACUUUCUGGGGAAGAUACUUUUUAGUACGAGGGGUAUUUCACAAUUUUGUAGCAGUUACAUACUGUCAUAUUGAGCUGCUUCUGUGCACCUGGUUGUGCUGUGUUUACAAGUUUGUAGUGGUUUCACAAUAAAACUUGUAGGUCUUCUCUCUGGAUUUUACUUCUCUCCCAUUAUAUUCUUUUGUCCGGAUUCAAUUUCUAUGCUUCAAACUACAUAACCAUCUGAAAAAAUUGCACCAA